AUGCACGCAGACCAUUUACUGUUAGGACGAUCAUGUCAAUUCGAUUGGAGAGUGGUUCAUGAUGGCUAUACUAAUAGAUAUACCUUUAAGCAUUGUGGCAAGAAUGUGACACUUACACCAUUAACCCUGAAGCAAGUAUACGAGGACCAACUCAAACUCAAAACAUUUGUGGGACAAAUGAGAGAAAAAGAAAAGAAAAAUGAGAGAGCUAGAGGUAAAAUUUCAAAAGAGACUGAAGAGGAAGCAAGAAAAGAAAAAAAUGGGGAAGAAAAAGAAAGUGGGAAAAUAAGUGUGUUUAUGAGAGCGAGUGAUGUUCGGAGAGCUUUAACUUUGAGGCAACCUAUAUUUGAAUUUGAGGACGUUUUCCAGGAAGAAGUGCCAAGUGGAUUGCCUCCCAUUCGAGGCAUCGAGCACCAAAUUGAUCUAGUACCUAGAGCUGCACUUCCUGAUCGAUCUGCUUAUUGA
Molecule: messenger RNA, 465 nt
Organism: Gossypium arboreum
Lineage: Eukaryota; Viridiplantae; Streptophyta; Magnoliopsida; Malvales; Malvaceae
Exons: 2
Coding region: 1-465 (154 amino acids)
Source: RefSeq, a predicted model, not a curated record